GAAUAUAUAAAUAGGGAAGAUAUAAGCAAAAAAACAGGUAGGUCAUCAUCAUCAAUCAACAGUCUCCAUAAAAGAUCGUAAAGUUAGCGUGUCCCUUCCCCCGUUUUUCAAUGGCUUCUUCCACCCUUAAUCGAUGGCUGAGGCCCGAGGUGUAUCCACUUUUUGCAGCGGUAGGAGUUGCUGUUGGGAUCUGUGGAAUGCAAUUGGUUCGUAAUAUCAGUGGCAACCCUGAAGUCAGGGUGACCAAGGAAAACAGGGCAGCAGGGGUGUUGGACAAUUUUUCGGAAGGGGAGAAAUAUUCUGAGCAUGCUCUUAGGAAGUUUGUUCGAAACAAGUCUCCAGAGAUUAUGCCAGCUAUCAACGGCUUCUUCAGCGAUCCAAAGUAUUGAUGCCUGCGUCAAGUUUGAUAUGGAUUAACAUCAUUAUUCUUUGUCUUUUCGAUUGAAUGAGAGACUUGAAAAGCAUUUUUCUGGCCUGCGAUGGGCCUAAAACAUAUUGAAAGAAACUUGAAUAAAUGUAAUUCAUAACUACUAGUUCCUCCCUUUUAAAAGGGUACAUCUUUACAUAUACUAUUGAUCUAUUGUUUUCUGGAAAAAAUUGUUCAUUUUACUGUCAUGAAUGAAUGAAUGAGUAGUACUAUUUUGAA
This is a messenger RNA of Lycium ferocissimum, 646 nucleotides long. RefSeq lists its product as uncharacterized. Lineage: Eukaryota; Viridiplantae; Streptophyta; Magnoliopsida; Solanales; Solanaceae. The transcript has 3 exons. The record is from RefSeq and is a predicted model, not a curated record. The coding region runs from base 111 to 389 and encodes 92 amino acids.